This is a messenger RNA of Olea europaea var. sylvestris, 2415 nucleotides long. Its product is annotated as putative zinc transporter At3g08650. Gene Ontology annotation, cellular component: membrane. Gene Ontology annotation, biological process: zinc ion transmembrane transport. Lineage: Eukaryota; Viridiplantae; Streptophyta; Magnoliopsida; Lamiales; Oleaceae. Bases 454 to 2253 code for a protein of 599 amino acids. The transcript has 6 exons. Gene Ontology annotation, molecular function: zinc ion transmembrane transporter activity. The record is from RefSeq and is a predicted model, not a curated record.
CUCUAUCAUUUAAACUUAUAAUUCAUCUUUCACCGUCAACAUCCACUGUAUAAUCAGGAAACGGGUGGGUUAAGUCGUCUUCUUCUUCAUCUUUUUUAGUCCCACCCUCCCUGAAACAGCCUACCCCUUUUCCUCAAGAGAGACAAAGAAAGAAAAAGGGAAUGCAAGAUAAUUUUAAUUCCAUUCAUUGCUUACUGCAUUAAAAAAUGGGAGGGUGACAUGCUUGCAUUUAAUUGUUGAUGUCUUCAAAUAUUUUGCAUCCACAAUCGGAAUUCAGUUGAGUGAUCCCGUGAAGCUAUAUUUUUAAAAACAUUCUGGUUGUCUGAAAAACUUUUCAUCUGUACCUUGCUUUGAGAUAGUUGAUUUGGUUCGCUGUAUAUGUCCAUUAGAUAGCAUGCUGAAGUUGUAAAUCUGAUUGACUUAUGCUCAGUGCAAUGAUUUGAUGUUGUGCAUAUGUUAAUAAUGGGUUUGAGAUUUAAGCAGGUGUUUUUACUGUUUCUCUUUGUUACAUUGUUGAAUAAUAAUGUCAACGCCGAAAGUGAAAAAGAAACUUUACAAAAGUUAAGAACUGCUCCACGGUGGAAUGAAGGGAGUGGGGUGAUAGAUGGGUCAGGCACAGAGCAUACUUUUAGUUCUGAAAUUAUCAAUAAUGAAAUGGAUGAUUGGAAGGGUGGAAACAACCGAGUUUCUGUGUCAACAGUUGCAUUUUUCACUAUGGCAAUGGCUGCAGCUACUGGUUUAGGUGCUGUGCCAUUCUUUUUUGUGGAGCUUGAUGCUCAGUUGGCUGGAAUAUGUAAUGGGAUGGCUGCAGGAGUAAUGUUGGCAGCAAGCUUUGACCUUAUACAAGAAGGACAGGGCCAUGGCAGUGGAAGUUGGGUUGUGUUGGGUAUUUUGGCAGGUGGCAUUUUCAUUUGGCUUUGCAAGAAGAUUCUUGAGCAAUAUGGUGAAGUGAGCAUGUUGGAUAUAAAAGGAGCAGAAGCCGCUAAAGUCAUUCUUGUUGUUGGAAUUAUGACUCUUCAUUCUUUUGGAGAGGGCUCUGGUGUUGGAGUAUCCUUUGCCGGGUCCAAGGGUUUAUCUCAAGGGAUUUUGGUUACUGUGGCCAUUGCCGUUCACAAUAUACCAGAGGGAUUAGCUGUUAGUAUGGUUCUUGCAUCGAGAGGGGUCUCUCCACAGAAAGCUAUGUUAUGGAGUGUGAUUACAUCACUGCCACAGCCUAUUGUAGCAGUGCCAUCUUUUAUAUGUGCUGAUGCAUUCAACAAGUUCCUUCCAUUUGCCACUGGAUUUGCUGCCGGGUGUAUGAUUUGGAUGGUUAUUGCAGAGGUCCUUCCAGAUGGAUUUAAGGAAGCUUCUCCUUCUCACGUUGCAUCUGCAGCUACACUUUCUGUGGCAUUCAUGGAAGCUCUGAGUGCAGUGUUUGAACAUCUCAGCCACAACUACAAUGCGGAGGAUGCUUCUGGAUUCGUUGUUUCUCUACUUUUCGGUUUAGGUCCAUUGCUUGGUGGAAUUGCUCUUGUUGCAUUUGCUCUUACUUUCCGUUUUCAGCAUGCUCUCCUAUCUGGCGUGGCCUCUGGAAUUGCUUUUGUUCUCGGUGCUUGGAGACCUCUACAAUUACUACUGUCUUUCAAGAUGGGGAUAUUUCCUCUCCUGUUUUUGUUAGGGACGGGAUCGGCAUUUAUACAUUUAUCUAUGUCCGGUACUAUGAAGCUUGGAAGCCGUAAAAAAACUUCAGCAAAUGCAUUAUCUGCUGUCACUGGCAUUUCAGUUAGUGCACUAACUUUACAGUCAAUCUUGGCUUGUGUGGCUAUUGCCCUCCAUGCCCUCUCUGAGGGUCUUGCAUUAGGAGUAGCUGCACCUAAAGCUUACGGGCUUGGUCGGCACAUGGUCCUUCCCGUUUCUCUCCAUGGAUUUCCUCGGGGUGCUGCUGUAGCUAGCUGCAUUUACGGGGCAACUGGCAGCUGGCAUGCUUCCCUGUUAUCAGCUGCUUUCAUCGGGUUUGUAGGCCCGUCAUCUGCAAUCGGAGCAAUACUUGCUGGAAUUGACUACAGCGGCCUCGACCACGUGAUGGUCUUUACAUGCGGGGGAUUAUUCCCAUGUUUCGCUAGCAUUGUCAGACGAGCUGUUAAGUUAGAUAAACGAAAGAGUGUUUCUGGGCUCACCGUCGGCGUCGUCUUUGCUAGUGUGUGUCUGAUGUGCACAAAGUUAGUCUGUUUGCACACACCUUAUUGCAACUCUGCUCCAGAAGCUGUUAGAUGAUUACAUGCUGGAGGCUAAUAUCUUCUUUUGACAAUUCUUGAGAUCUUAUUUGUACAUUAGGGAAAAGUUUGCUGUGUACUGUUGAACAUGAUUGGACAACAUAAUCGAUAAAAUUCUAAUUUUAUUUUCUUUAUUGAAGUGCUGUAUGGCUACUUUACCGGA